Molecule: messenger RNA, 558 nt
Organism: Ilyonectria robusta
Lineage: Eukaryota; Fungi; Ascomycota; Sordariomycetes; Hypocreales; Nectriaceae
Exons: 2
Coding region: 48-380 (110 amino acids)
Source: RefSeq, a predicted model, not a curated record
GGGGGGGGGGGGGUAGGCAUGGAUGAGGAUGGGGGUUCAGGUACGGAAUGAAUGGGAUGCGGGGCAGAGAGGGAGGAAUACGAGAAAAUGCGAAGGAGACGGGGGAGGAAAGAGGAGGAGAUAAGAAAGAGGGAGGCUUGCUUUGGCUGCGAGUGUGUGACUGUGGUGUGAGGGUGUUGGUGAUGGCACGUGGGGGAGUCGUGGCGAGGCAAGGCAAGGUGAAGUUUGAGAGGAUGCUGGGGUACGGGGCUUCCGAUGGGCCUAGUAAGCUGCCGAUGGUCAAAUUCCAAGACAGACUGGCUCCAAACAAGUACUUAGUCAUUUCAGAAGAAGUACCUUGUCUCAAUGCUAGGGAGAUACGCGUACCUGACCUGAGGUGAUUCGACAAAGGACCAACUCCUGUCUGUGCAACUCGCCACCGGUGAGCGACAGGCUCCUUUUUUUAGCUAACGGGAAGCAGAUCGGAGAAUUGACGCCAGUGGCAUCCGAGCGGUACCUUGCCUUACCUCACCUCUCAUGCUGCUGGGCGCUCGGAAGCGUUGCCGUUGGGUUAGGUAC